Molecule: messenger RNA, 804 nt
Organism: Thyridium curvatum
Lineage: Eukaryota; Fungi; Ascomycota; Sordariomycetes; Thyridiales; Thyridiaceae
Exons: 1
Coding region: 1-804 (267 amino acids)
Biological process (GO): intracellular manganese ion homeostasis
Cellular component (GO): fungal-type vacuole membrane
Molecular function (GO): iron ion transmembrane transporter activity; manganese ion transmembrane transporter activity
Source: RefSeq, a predicted model, not a curated record
AUGGCCAUGGAACCCGCAGUCGAGAGACGAUCUGAUCAGAGGACGCCAUUGCUGGCUCCUCCGUCAGCUGUCAAGGGAGGAGCUGUCCAGUCGGGCGAGGGCCACACCGCGAACGGAGAUGUCGUGCGCGACAUCAUCAUCGGAUUCGCCGACGGUCUCACGGUGCCCUUUGCGCUGACCGCGGGCCUCUCGAGCCUGGGCAACACCAAGCUCGUCGUCAUCGGCGGCCUGGCCGAGCUCUUCUCGGGCGCCAUCUCCAUGGGCCUGGGCGCCUACCUCGCCGCCGUCACGGAGCGCGAGCACUACCUGAGCGAGGAGGCGCGGGAGCGCGAGGAGGUCGUGCUCAAGCCCGAGGAGGAGCGCCAGGAGAUCUUCGACAUCAUGGCGCGCUACAACAUCUCGCAGGCGGCGGCCAAGCCGCUCGUCGACGAGCUCAGCCGCGACCCGGAGAUGUGGGUCCGCUUCAUGAUGGACUUUGAGCUGCAGCUCGACCAGCCCAACGUCAACCGCGCGUGGAUCUCGGCCGCGACCAUGGGCCUGAGCUACUUUGUCGGCGGCCUCGUGCCCAUGAUCCCUUACUUCAUCAUGCACAAGGCGUCCGAGGCGCUCUUCGUGUCCAUCGCCAUCACCGUCGUCAUCCUGCUCGUGUUUGGCUACAUCAAGUGCGUCGUGACCGUGGGCCAGAAGAAGGCCGGCCUCUGGAGCGCGGCGCAGACGCUGCUGAUCGGCCUACUGGCGGCGGGCACGAGCUACGGCAUCGUCAAGUGGAUCGACUCGUGGAACCCGGUCGAGGGCUCUGGUUGA